This is a messenger RNA of Hansenula ciferrii, 1443 nucleotides long. It is a transcript of the gene GLR1, whose product is annotated as glutathione-disulfide reductase GLR1. The record is from RefSeq and is a predicted model, not a curated record. The transcript has a single exon. Gene Ontology annotation, cellular component: cytosol; mitochondrion. Gene Ontology annotation, molecular function: NADP binding; glutathione-disulfide reductase (NADPH) activity; flavin adenine dinucleotide binding. Gene Ontology annotation, biological process: glutathione metabolic process; cellular response to oxidative stress; cell redox homeostasis. Lineage: Eukaryota; Fungi; Ascomycota; Saccharomycetes; Phaffomycetales; Wickerhamomycetaceae. The coding region runs from base 1 to 1443 and encodes 480 amino acids.
AUGUUUAAUAUUGUUUCUAAACAAUUGAAUAAAACAAUCCAAAGAAAUUUCAGUACAAUGUCUCCAAUUCCAAAACAUUAUGAUUACAUAGCCAUUGGUGGUGGUUCUGGUGGUGUUGCUAGUGCUAGAAGAGCUGCUCAAUAUGGUAAAAAAGCAUUAGUAAUUGAAGGUAAACAUAUUGGUGGUACUUGUGUUAAUGUUGGUUGUGUUCCAAAAAAAGUUAUGUGGUAUGCUUCUGAUGUUGCUGGCAAAAUUGCUGAAGCAAAAGAAUAUGGUUUUGAUGUUGAUCCAAAUUUAAAAAAGACUUUUAAUUGGGAAUAUUUUAAACCAAAAAGAGAUGCUUAUAUUAAGAGAUUAAAUGGUAUUUAUGAAAGAAAUUUAGCAAAAGAAAAUGUUGAUUUAGUUUAUGGUUGGGGUAAAAUUGUUGGUGAUAAACAAGUUGAAGUUAAAACUAAAGAAGGUGAAACUUUAAACUAUACUGCUGAUCAUAUUUUAAUUGCAACUGGUGGUACCCCGGUUCAACCAAAUGUUCCAGGUGCUGAAUUAGGUAUUAAUUCUGAUGGUUUCUUUGAAUUAGAAAAACAACCUAAAAAAGUUGCGAUUGUUGGUGCUGGUUAUAUUGGUGUUGAAUUUGCUGGAUUUUUCCAUGGGUUAAAUACUGAAACUCAUUUAAUUAUUAGAGGUGAUACUGUAUUAAGAAAAUUUGAUGAUUCGAUUCAAAAUACUAUUACAAAUCAUUAUGAAAAAAUUGGAAUUCAUGUUCAUAAACAAUCAAAUGUUUCAAAUGUUGAAAAAUUAGAUUCAGGUUUGAAAAAAGUUACUUUAACAAAUGGUGAAAUUUUAGAAGUUGAUGAAUUAAUUUGGACUGUUGGUCGUAGAUCUUUAUUAGGUCUUGGUUUAGAAUCGAUUGGUGUUAAAGUUAAUGAUCAUGAUCAAGUUGUUGUUGAUGAAUAUCAAAAUACAAACAUUCCAAAUGUUUAUUCUUUAGGUGAUGUUAUUGGUAAAGUUGAAUUAACUCCUGUUGCAAUUGCUGCAGGUCGUAAAUUAUCAAAUAGAUUAUUUGGUCCUGAAGAAUUUAAAAAUGAUAAAUUAGAUUAUUCAAAUGUUCCAUCAGUUGUUUUUUCUCAUCCAGAAGCUGGUUCAAUUGGUCUUACUGAAAAAGAAGCAAAAGAGCAAUAUGGUGAAAAUGAUAUUAAAACUUAUAAUGCAAAAUUUACACCAAUGUAUUAUGCAAUGUUGGAAGAAAAAUCUCCAAUUUCUUAUAAACUUGUGGUUCAAGGUUCAAAUGAAAAAGUUGUUGGUUUACAUUUAGUUGGUGAUGCAAGUGCUGAAAUUUUACAAGGUUUUGGUGUUGCAAUUAAAAUGGGUGCUACAAAGAAAGAUUUUGAUAGUGUUGUUGCAAUUCAUCCAACAAGUGCUGAAGAAUUAGUUACUUUAAGAUAA